Messenger RNA from Lytechinus pictus (painted urchin), 4521 nucleotides. RefSeq names its product actin nucleation-promoting factor WASL-like. Bases 1274 to 3160 code for a protein of 628 amino acids. NCBI's taxonomy places the organism in Eukaryota, Metazoa, Echinodermata, Echinoidea, Temnopleuroida, Toxopneustidae. The transcript has 3 exons. The record is from RefSeq and is a predicted model, not a curated record.
AUAGUCCAACUGACUUUAAACAGUGUCUGAAGAAUAUUCGCUAGUAUAGCCGCGAAGAUUUCUCAAAGUAGUACAUUUUUUUUGGUUGUUGAUCGUAAUUUUGGAAGAGAAAACCAAAAAGGUCAUCUUUUGUCAACGCUUUCACCUAUAUUGAAUAAGAACAUGAAGUCCUUAAAGUGUUGACGAUGAGUUACACAACUUUUGCAUCAAAGGAAACUCCCAGAGCCGGAGGCAAUGUCUUUUCUUCUGUACCUAACUGAGCGCAGGCCGCCUUUUGAAAAACAGAUACGAACAAAGUUGUCGGACACAACUCAAUCAAUAUUGAUUGCGCCAGCGAUGAGCACAGACAGUUAGAAGGGCCAUCUUUUUUGUUUACGCGAGGAAUCACUUCAAUCUUGCCGAAGUGUCACUGAGAUCAUUUUUCACCGAUUCAUCGACGGCGCGCGUGACAACCGUUUUCGCACUGUUCAUGAUUUGUUCUUCUGGUAGAAGACAUCGUAAUCGUUUGAAGUGUCCACCAUAAGUUUUACUGGAUUACCUUUCAUGAAGGGGAACUUUCUUUCUCUCAAGGGACUUAUUGAUUCUGUUGGUCCGUUAGAAAUCAUUUUCUUGAACUUUAAAGCAGGAUUUCUUUGACUUUGUUCUCUGUCCAGUACAGAGUUAUUAGGUCUGCUAAUCUCAGUGGAGGAUGACGAUUAAUACGGUUCACUGAAACUCAGUACACGCAAAGGUUGCCGAACUAGAGCAGUUCUUGUCGAUCCUGUCUGAUGUCCUCAAAAUUCAAUUUGUUAUAGGUGAAGAGGAUUUGACCUGCUGCUAACAUGGAAUCAUUUUAAAAUCAUUGAUCAUUUUAAUCUGAUAGGAAAUGAUUAAUCAACCCAAUUCAUUUUUAAUCAUUGAAAAAAAAAAGGAAUUUGCUCGACACAAUGGCGUCUCCAGGUGUUCCGGCGUAACUAUGUCUCUGCUGAUUGACCUGAAACCACAAAAUAUGGAUUUUUCUUUGCAUAAUUCACAGGACGGAAGGAAUUGCCUUAGCAUGAAUUAAAAGGUCUCUCUAUGAGGGUGCAGGCUUUGUAAGAAGAAUUCAAUAAAAAAUAUUAAGGUCUAAAACUUUUAUGAUGUCUUAAUAUUUAUCAUUGGAAACGAGUCAUGUACUAGAAAUGAUGCCUUCGCUUAGUGAUAGUGAAAAUAUUGCCCGAACUAUUGUGCCAGGAGUGGGAUUAUUUCAUGUGUAUCACUAUCCACCGUUUCACACUUUGGAAUAUAUUGGGUUAUGAGAGAUAUUACCAUGACUACGCAAAGCUGGAUCCACAACGGAUUGGCCUCCCGCGUUGCAGACCGCCACUCCUUCAGUGGUUACUCGUCUCCACAACUCACUCGGAGUCAGACUCGCCCCGACGUUGGUACCCGCGAACUCGGCUUAACGAGAUCACACACGGUGGGCGAGCUCCGGACACCGAAGAUCAACCUCACCGGCGUGACGGGCGAACGACCUCGGCCGGAGCUCACGAGAGCGUCCUCCUGGUGCGCGAUGCCGAACGUCUCCUCUCGCUCGAUGUCGCGGCUUUCUUCCAGUUCGACGUCGAGUCUGCCGAUAAUUUCUGCUAGUUCAUCGAGGCAAGCUGAUGCCCUCGUCAGUGCGUCAUGUGAGGGUCUGGUGCAACGUGUCUCGGCUCUUCGCAGCUUGGCGAAUAAUCCGAGAUUAAAGGUGAGAAUCGUCAACGGAUCACCCAAAAUAUCGCCGCGCCUCAAUUCGAUCACGUCGGGACGGGAAUCAACCACAUCUCAGAAAAGACCUCACCGGGAAUCAACCCGAGAAGUCGUGGUUGAGAUAUCAAAAUAUGGUUACCAUUCUCGCAGCAACUCACCCACCUACCGCCGGCUUAUCAACGCGAAGGAGCAACUCGACGUCGCGCUCUGCAAGAAAUUGCGCUCGGUCAGACAGCAGCUUGACGGACAGACAGCGCGCGAAAACUCCGCCAUGCACGAGGGACUUCGCUUGAAAAUUGACGAGCGUGGGUCGGAGGAUUGGUAUAAAGACAUGGUGAAAAGAGAAUUGGAAAAUGACGAAACUUCGGAAGUUAUUGAGAGCAUGACGAUUGCCAACAGCGAACCCCUUGCCACAUUCGAAGCGUUGGAUUUGAAGAAUCCGCGUCCCCACGUCGAUCUCAACUUCGAUAUUCGAUACAUCCAGGCCCGCAUCAACGAUUGGGAUGUUUUGAACAUUAACGUCGAGGAGGAAGAGAAGAAAAUAGAGGAAAGGCGGGAUAAGGAGAAGCGCAGACGACGCGCACCGUCGCAUUCUCCGACACAUUUCCGACGAACCUGCGAAGCGUGUUGCGUGGACGGUGUGCAUGGAAAGAACAAACAGCGUGUGGACUUCCUACGUACAAACAAAUCGCGAAGGGUUAAGUUCCGCAGACGACAGAAGAACAAUAGUGACGAUAGCUAUGAUAACGAUAGUGAUAUCGAACCCCCUAUGAUGAUGGACGAACCUGCCAUAACCCAGUCGGAUAUUUUACCGCCGCCAUCACCACCGCCUCCUACAAAACCAGUCAAAACUAAGAAAACCGUCAAGAAAGAAACACCAAAGUCGUCAAAAUCGACAAAAUCAAAGACUUCAAGUAAAGCGCCCUCUGUGGCCGAACCGGAGGAAGCGGUAGAAACUGAACCCGAAAACCGGUUACCGUUGUUACCGCCUUCGUUACCGCCAGCAUCACCUCGUCUGGAUAACCGGUCAAUAUCCGUUUCGAGCGAUCGCGAAUCGCCUGUUACCACGGUGACGAAACCACAAACGCCACCGCCGCCGGAAGAGGAAAAACCAAAAUUGACUGACAAGGAGAAGUUCCUGAUGAUGAGGAAACGAAUGGAAGAGAGACAGAGAGAGAAAUCGGAGAAGAGGGAAAAUUUUGUUGAUUAUUCUAUGAUCGCAUUCCACGGGACACGCAAGGAGAGGGCGGGGAGGGGUCAGAAAGGAUUAGGCAAGACACUCUCAAACAGAUUAGAGAGUAUGGCGUCUUUUAAAUCGAAACAAUCAGAUCAUGGAGAUGGUAAAAGGGAAAGUUUGAUGUCGAUGUUGGGAAGUGAUUACGACGAUGAUGACGACGAUGAUGAAGAUGAUGACGAUGAUGAUGAUGAUGAAGAUAAUGAUGAGGAAUAAUUAACCUAUAUAUUCGAUGACACAUUAGUAUAACAUGGGCGAGUCAGUGUACUAGCAAUUUUAAUCUAAGUCAAUACAUCGAUAAGUGUCGAUCGAUGUACAUGUUCAUGUUUAAUGGUAACCCAAUAUCGAUGUUUUUCGAAGGUCAAGUCCACCCACAACAACAACAAGAUGAUUUGAAUAACUAGAGGAAAUUAAGAAAACCUGACAUUGAAAUUUCAUUUGUACAAAAUGAAAGUUAUGACAUUCUAUAAUUACCCGUUACACUGUAUGAACACUGUUUAAAAUUUAAGAGUUGUUCAAUCUCGUCACUCUAACAAAUAUCGUUCAAAGUUAUAAACAAGUUGUUUAAGCCGUUUGAGCAAUUUCAAGAAAAAGUUGAUUAAAAGUUUAAACAACUUGUUAGAGUGACGGGCUUAAACAACGUGCUAUAUUUUACCGUGUAAUGCUCAACAUGGGUGUUGAUUGUGCACGUUGUUGGUUGCUCCUUAAAAUUACGUCAUGCACUGACUAUCAUAACAAGAGUUUAUUAAUUAAGAAAAGACAGAAAAUAAUAAAGGAUCCAACACUGAUCAAAGUCGUUUGUAAAUGAAGUUAUUUCACUUUUGGGCAAUUCCAUGAAAUAUUUAUGUCCGACCCCCUUUAAUUAUUAUGUAAGACCUUCAUGAAAUUUUCUGUCUCUGAUUUCUGAUUGUUUUGACACUCUGUAAUGCUCUCAAACGACUAUGACUUGGUCAGAUUAUGAAGUGAAGUAAGACUUGAGAAAAAAUGGGGGUCGGACGUACAAAAAGGUUGAUCAUUUUUUGGAAUUGCCCUUUUGGUUUUCGCUGAACGCUGAUUUAAUAUACAUAGUGGUCGGUGUGCGAAUUAGAGAGCCCAUAGCGUCAUAUUUCUUUUUCUAUUUUAUUACAAAGUUUCCUUCAAUGAUUUCAAAUUUGGUUUGUACCCCCUUCGAACAUAAAAUCGCCAUUGUUAUAUAUACACUUACUUGUGAAUUAGUGAAAAGAUUAUUUGAUUUGGAAUCUAUAGAAAUGAAGCAUUUUCUAUUUUGUGACAUGAAAUACAAAAGAAAUUAUGACUUAAUUUCUAUACCUCCCAUAUAGAUAUCACAGUUUGGUGAAAUUUACAACCGAUUUUGUUGCUAUCCUUGCUUGCAUUUUUUUUCAUUAUUUAUUAAAAUAGGCUCGUUUUUUUGUUGGGGUGGACUUGACCUAUAUAAAAAGGAAAUUUAGAAAUUUAAUUAUGUUAUAAUAAAUUCAAAUGUAGAUGUAUGACAAUCAAAACAAUGUCAAACUUGUUAAAAAAAGAAAACACGCAUUCCAUUUGUAUUAUUUUGUCAUUGAUAAAUUGGCGUAUAAGCU